AUGCCUCGCCGACAAUACAUGGCCGACCUGGCCACAGCCAGCGCGGGAGCCCUGCCGCCAGGCAUCACAGAUGUCAAGCCCGGCGAGGAUGAUGGCAUGUUCGACUUCAUUUUCACCGACGCUCUCGGAUCCGCGGUCACAGUUACGGCCAUGGUGACAGAUCUGUCCGCAUACCCCAAGACCCACGAGUACAUGCUUUUUUGCGGCGACAACACAUCCCAAGCCAUCUCCAAUGCAGUUCAGGAUGUGCGCGAGAAGGAUCGGAAGACCGUCUUCGAGCUACUGGACAUUGUCUCCGCCGCACUCUCCCGGAGGGUGGACAAGGACGGCGACUCACAGAUGCAGGAUCUCCAGCACGAGGACUCCGAGCAGUCUGAAAGCGACGAUGACAAUUACGUCUACGAUUCUGACCACGAAGACUUCGCAAUCUCCAUGCCAGUUAAUGGUGCUUCGGUGGCAGCGGAGGGCCCGUCGACCAAUGGAUCGUCAACCUCGACCCGAGAGUAUCGACAGCGCAUUCGAUCGGACUUGCGUGCCGCGAAGGAAGCCGGCUUUAAGGUUGGCUAUCUGGGUGAUCUUCUCGACGGUGGGAAUGCCUACGUGACUAUCUCAGUGCGCGUCGCCAAGCUCGGUAUCUCCGACGAAGCAAUGCAGGCAUGGCAGGUCGAGCCAAACAGUUACCUUAUCCUCAUCAUCCAGUACCCGAAUGGCUACAAGACCAACGAGAACUUCCAAAGAAUCAACAGUCACCAUCUCUCAUCAAACUUGGGCAUGCGGGUGGUUACUUGUAAGCGUUACAAGCCCACACUACAGGACGCCAUCAAAGCCUUCAGCAUCGUGCGCGAGGACGGUCCCGGCAAARAUCAGCACGCCGCGAACCCUGAAACCUCUCUCCGCGAUACUUUCAUCUCGAAGCCCCUCGCAAAAAUGCUUCAGGAGCGUCUUGUGCCUAUACUGUGCUUCCGUAGCAGUGGGAUGGACUGGCAGGGCGCAGAGGGUUGGUACCAGCAGAUGGCCAGCGCUGGUGGGAAAGAUCAGAACGACAUCCCGGCAGAAUUCUUUGUGCCAGAGUGUCCGAACAACGCACUGCCGCACAUUGUUAAUGCGGACCACUACAGCACUCCCGACAAAAAGUCAUAUUCUUUCCCUCUACUUGCUAUGCAGUUCACGCUGCGCCAUUUCGCACGCUGUACCGAAUUUUGUCUCGUCUGCCAUCAAAAGCUCGAUAACGACGUGGAGGCUAUUAAGCCAUAUGUCUGUGAUCGUGGCCUUUGCCUCUUUCAACUCCUGUCGCUUGGUUUUGGUCCAAGCAUUGAGCACGAGGUUAUGGCACAGCCGUACGUCGUUGAUCUCCUGGUCUCCUUCUGCUACAACAGCGCUGCCGCGCGCAAGCUCAGGACUUUUCCGGACGGUCUUGACCUUAUGGUACCUCCCAUCGACUUAGCCGCCUACAACAUCUUGGACCCACUGACGGCACAAUACCGAGCGGCCUAUGGACCCGUGCCACCACCCGCUGCUCCCACUGUCAAGAAGGACUUGCCUACUUAUCACGUWGGCUUCGAUCAAAAAACCCUUGAGCUCAUCUUCGACAAGUCCGCUGGUUGCCCUGUGCGACGCGGAACUUGGAUUGUACUCACAAGCGAGGCCAAAAAGGGCAUGGAUCUUCAUUGUCGCGUUGUUGAAACCGCAUUCUUUCCAACGAUCACUAUUGAUCAGCCUGUUCUGGUCAAGCAACAACGAGCCACGGUCGAUCCGCAGACUCCAGCAGCUACCCGACCGGCUAGCCCGGCCUCUUCGCACUGUGUGCCGGCAAAGUUCCAGGCCUAUGAGCAAAACUUUGCCGAGCUCGAUCAAGGUGACAAGUGCAUUGCCAUUUGCAGGCUUCUGGACACCCUCCCGAAUGUAAUGGCUAUGCGAGACUAUUUGUCUACUAGACAUCCAGCAGAUCUUUCCAAUUGGGUCGCGCGUAUCCAACCACACGCAUUGAGCUUGCUUCGCUGGAUAAUUGCAAGUAACAGAUCUUGCAUCAUGCAAGUGGAUGGUGAUCUAGCUGGUGCAGCUGCUCCGAGCAGGCAGCAGGAUCGAGUGUUCGGCAUGAAAGGUCAAAUGCAGUUCCGGUUCGCUAUGGGAGCCCCUGACAAGGAACAACGUUUUAUCACCGAAGUACGCGAGACCGAGCAGCGUCUCAGCCUCAAGUUCCCAACCCUCUUUGCGUGGCAUGGCUCCCCGCUCGCUAACUGGCACAUGAUUAUCCGAGAGGGUUUGAACUUUAACGAAACGGCUCACGGACGGGCGUUUGGCCAUGGCGUCUACCAUUCGCAAGAAGCGGCGACAUCGCUGGGAUAUUCGAACAUGCACAACUACGGUGCUGUUGCGAGUGGCGGACCCCGUCAAGGAACUUGGMCAAGCAGCGUCUUGAAUAUCAGCGCGGCUAUGGCGCUGAACGAGAUUGUCAAUGCACCCCAGGAGUACACAAGCAGUGCUCCACAUCUCGUUGUAAAGCAACUAGAUUGGAUCCAGACCCGCUACCUGUUUGUUCAGGUUAGUCCAACAGAGGAGACUCUGAAGAUCCCUGACGUGGAGGUCAGGCCAGCGCACGCUCACCCACAGGAUCCGAGCCGCACGCCUCAUGGUAUGAGUGGAGAGAAAAUUGUGAUUCCUGCCACGGCCAUCAAAACUGGAAAAGCAGCUCAAGUCGUUGAUUCGAAGGGAAGCGCGCCUAACAAGCCGCGUCCUCAGAAGAAACUGAAGGUCUACGGCGGCCAGAGUAACCCGGUCGUUCUUGACGAUGAUGACGACUGUGCGAGCGCUGUGACGGAUGUGGAUGAUUUGGAGGUUCUGUUUGACGAGCCAGACGAGCCAGCCCCUUUUGCUCAGAAGGAGGCGCCGGCAGAGAAGCCGAAGAAAACUGACACAGCCACCGACUUCGUUCCGGGGUCGCUUGACUUUGCAAAGCUCCCAGUGAUGCCAGUGCCUACUUACGCACAGUCUGCGACGACGAAACGCCUCAUGAAGGAGCUACAAAGCUUGCAAAAGGUCCAACGUGCAACACCGAUCGUCGAGCUGGGCUGGUACAUCGACAUUGACAAGAUUGAGAACGUCUACCAGUGGAUCGUGGAGCUUCAUUCCUUCCACACAUUUGAACUCAACGGCAAGAAGCUUCCUCUCUCCGAAGACAUGAAGAAGCGGAAGAUUACCAGCAUCGUGCUGGAGGUGAAUUUCAACAAGGAUUUUCCAUUCACACCACCAUACGUGCGGGUGAUCCGCCCACGAUGUCUGUCUCUCAUGCAGGGAGGCGGCGGUCACAUUGUGAUGGGGGGAGCCAUGUGUAUGGAACUGCUCACUAAUACGGGAUGGUCCAGUGUCUCGUCGAUGGAAUCUGUCCUCAUGCAGGUCCGCUUGGCGAUUGCGUCUGAGCCGUACGCUCGUUUGGAUCUCUCUGGAGCACACGGGGGUGAUUAUGGUACUAUGGAGGCUGCCGAGGGAUAUCUGCGGGCAUGCCAGACGCAUGGUUGGACUGUUCCCCCAGGUUUCAAGGAGAUGGCCUACGCGAAUCGUCAGAUCUGA
Molecule: messenger RNA, 3567 nt
Organism: Ramularia collo-cygni
Lineage: Eukaryota; Fungi; Ascomycota; Dothideomycetes; Mycosphaerellales; Mycosphaerellaceae
Product: related to ubiquitin conjugating enzyme
Exons: 4
Coding region: 1-3567 (1188 amino acids)
Molecular function (GO): NAD+ poly-ADP-ribosyltransferase activity
Source: RefSeq, a predicted model, not a curated record